This is a messenger RNA of Acanthaster planci (crown-of-thorns starfish), 6260 nucleotides long. Its product is annotated as A disintegrin and metalloproteinase with thrombospondin motifs 7-like. Gene Ontology annotation, molecular function: metalloendopeptidase activity. NCBI's taxonomy places the organism in Eukaryota, Metazoa, Echinodermata, Asteroidea, Valvatida, Acanthasteridae. Gene Ontology annotation, biological process: proteolysis; extracellular matrix organization. Gene Ontology annotation, cellular component: extracellular matrix. The record is from RefSeq and is a predicted model, not a curated record.
GUCCCCGCCCAGGUUUGGGACGACAACUUUCAUUCAUAAAUGGACGCGCCCACUGUGCCCAACCAACCAGUAACAGUUUGGCCGUGCCACCAAGCGCUAUUACAUUAUCCAGCUGUGCUGUUUGUUUAGGUCGGGGCACGCUUGUGAAAACAAACCUGGUUCCCACAUUCUGACAAGUUUUGUCGUCGGGUCCCGCUGCUUCAACUUGUUUGAUGAACUUGUUCAUUGAUUCAGCAGCGUGCGAUCUGAGAUGACUUUCUGAUGAUUACGUCCUUCAGCCCUACGGUCGAACAGCACUACACGUUUUGUACAUGUGCACUGUACAUGUACUGCACAGUACAUUCACGUGCACUCACGCCGACAACUAACUUAUUUCCGUGCGGCAUUCCUAAGCAUUGGUAGUGCCGUCCAUGGUCGUUUGUGACCUUUCUCCAGCACAAGAAUUACCUACUCGAGAGAACUGGAAAUUGUCGCAAUGUUUACAGUCUGCUGUUUCAUCUUGACGGUCGCGUGCCUUGGUCAGACACUACCGACUAAAGAUUCUUUCAAGUUUAAUCACCCAGAACAAGCUGAUUUCAUCAAAACCUUGGCUGACUAUGAGAUCGUCAUUCCGUCAGUCGUGGACAGCGACGGAGUUUUCAUCUCCCACGACCUGACCAGAGACCGAGUUGACCAGCACCGCGCAUCACCCAGCCGGCACGCCGAUGUCACUGACCAAGACGACGAGGAAACCGACGACGAGGUCCACUACAGAUUCCGUUUGUCCGGCCAAGAUCUUCACCUGCGGCUUGAGCGGAGCCAGGGGCUGCUCGCACCGGGUUUUGUGUCGGAGAGGCGCGGGAAGAAUGUGUCUGAAUCGCGGUUGAGACGGAUCUACCACACCCGCCACUGCCAUUUCAACGGACACGUUCGCGGACGUCGCGACUCGCGCGUUGCUGUCAGCACCUGCGAUGGCGUUAUUGGAAUGAUCAGACUACAAGAAGAAGAAUUCUUCAUCGAACCCGUCAAGAACUACACCGGAAGUCAGGGUGCCAAGCAGCAUCCACACGUCGUUUAUAAGCGAUCAGCGAUAGCAAACCAAGCCUGGCAACCUCACGCAGAGCGCCGCCAUCUUGAUAGGCGUGACACUGGCAAGAGUGGGCAGGAAGAUUUUUGCGGCGUGCAGGAUGAAGCAACGGACGAGAAGCGCAGCACACGACAGAAACGAGCCAGUGAACACAGCAAAACGGCUUCAGCGCACAGGAGGCGAAGACGGUCAUCAAGUCUGGAGCGAAACGUUGAAUUACUGGUCGUUAUUGAUAAGCACAUGCUUCAUUAUUACCAAGAUCAAGACAUUGAGACCUACGUGUUGACCAUCAUGAACAUUGUCGCUACUUUGUACCAUGACGCCAGCAUUGGUAAUUAUAUCAACAUCGUCAUGGUGCGCAUGCUCUUUCUGGAGGAGGACGAGGUAGGAUUAUCGAUUGAGCACGAUGCCGACAAGACGCUAAGCAGCUUUUGCCGAUGGCAACGGACGAUAAACCCUGGGGAUGAGAACCACCCAAAUCACCAUGACGCUGCCGUUCUGUUGACAAGGAAGGAUCUGUGUAAGGGAUUUGAUGCUCCCUGUGGCACCUUAGGACUAGCGCAGGUGUCUGGCAUGUGCCAGAGCGAAUGGAGUUGCAAUAUCAACGAGGACACAGGACUUGCUUUAGCCUACACCGUCGCCCAUGAGCUCGGGCACAGUUUUGGUAUGCAGCACGAUGGAUUGGACAACGCGUGCGGACAGGGUAAUGAGUCACAGGUUCACGUCAUGUCAUCGCAGCUGACUGGGGUGUAUGGAGCGCUAACAUGGUCGGCCUGUAGCCGAAACUACAUCACAAGAUUCUUGGAUCAAGGAUUUGGAGACUGUUUAAAUGACGAGCCCACCCCUCACGAUUUCAGCUACCCGUUUGUUCCGGCUGGUGUCAUGUACACAGCGGCCCACCAGUGUAGAUUGCAGUACGGCGCCAAUGCAUCAGUAUGUUCUCAACUUGAGCCAGAUCAGUGUUCAACACUAUGGUGCAAAUCUGGUAACCGAUGUCAUUCGAAGCUAUCUGCGGCUGCACCGGGAACCAGCUGUGGACGUGACAGGUGGUGUAGCGGUGGUGAAUGUGUUGACAUCAAGGAAUCAGCGGCUCCAAUCCACGGUGAUUGGGGGUCAUGGAGCGAGUGGUCACCCUGCUCACUGAGCUGUGGCUCUGGUGUUGCCAUUAAGGAGAGGCACUGCAAUAAUCCACGACCCUCCAAUGGUGGCAAAUAUUGUGUAGGUGAACGAAAGAAGUACGCCAUAUGCAAUCGGCAGGAAUGUCCCCAGGGCAGUGUGCGUCCACGUCACGCCCAGUGCAGCAGGUACAACAGACUGGCUUAUCAUGGUAGCUACUUCCAAUGGGUACCGUAUUACAAAGAAAACGCUUUCUGCGAGUUGCAUUGCCGGCCCCUGGAGAAGAGAUUCUUGCUUCCGAUAAAGUUUGCCAAUGAGGUGACGGAUGGGACUCCAUGUACGGAAGAUUCCAGGGAUUUAUGCAUUGGUGGCAUCUGCUAUAAAGUUGGUUGCGACUAUCAGAUCAAUUCGGAGGCCGUGGAAGACCGGUGUGGGAUCUGUCACGGCGAUGGAUCAUCGUGUGAGACUGUUAAAGAUCAACUCAUCAAACAAUCUGGCUUCGGGUAUGUUGAAGCCAUGGUUAUCCCUGCUGGAGCUCGGAAUAUUCGAGUAGAGGAGGUAGCCGAGGCGAAUAACUUCCUAGCUCUGAUGGACUCAUCUGGACACUACUACCUCAAUGGGGGGUGGGACAUUAAAUGGAGUGGGACGUACGAGGCAGCUGGGACUGUAGUGCGAUACGAGAGAGAUGAUCAGAAUAAGGAAACGUUUGAUGCUAAAGGUCCGCUCAAGAAACCACUACAUGUCAUGUUAUUGUUUCAAUCCAAGACGGCUGGUGUAGCCUACGAGUACACGGUCCCUAAGCCUGGGAAUGUGACUGUACCUGUACCUAAACACUUCAAGUGGACCAUCGCUGGCUGGACACCGUGCACGGCAACGUGUGGCUCAGGUCUGCAACGAGAGAUCAUUCAUUGCGUGGAGCGCAUAGCUGGUGUAGUUGAGGACAAAUAUUGCAAUGAUACUAGACCGGCUAAUAGGCAACGCCAAUGUAAUGUGCAUCAGUGCCCAGCAAAUUGGUGGAUUGGUCCUUGGCAACACUGCUCAGUGACCUGCGGGUCAGGAGGCGUGCGCAGUCGGUCGGUGUUCUGCAUCCGGAGCAUCGGGCAAGAUGAACAGGUCGCCUUGGUUGAUGAGGAUUGUCUUCGGCUCGGGCUGACGAAGCCGGAGAUGACGGGGAGUUGUAGCGUAGAGACGGCGUGCCCGAUGAGAGCCCACUGGAUCACAGGAGAAUGGUCAGAGUGUUUGUACAAGAACGGACGGGCUGAGCAGACGAGGACAGUUCAGUGCAGCAGGAUUGAUGCCUUCUGUGACUUCAGUAAUCGUCCCCCCACCCGACAGCCUUGUGAAGAUUAUUAUGGAUAUUCAUACGAUUACUACGUCGACUACAGCGAGAAACGAGACGAAACACCAAUCAGCUUCGGCGAAUGGGAACGACUGAAAGCGCAGGGAUUGCUGGAUGUAAAGGACAAGAGUCCAACAACCAAAGUGGCGCCGACGCAGAUGGAGUCAAACUUCUUAGCCAAUCAGGUGCCUGAUACCGGCCUCCAUGAAUACGUAAUGCCGCCUGAAGGCACAGACAAGACUCUGAUUGGCAGAGCAGAUAAUGACGUUAUCUUGGGCAUUGAGAUACCACGUAACAUUGAUCCAGACGGCGAUUGGGUGGAGCCGUCCAGUCGGAGUGAGGUGAACGGAAACACGAUAGAGACUGAUACUGUAGCUACACCCAUAGAAGAGGAACAAACAACGGAACAAAAUGGAUUUGUCCUGCAUGGAAAAACACUGUGGUGGUUCUCCAGGCCUUGGUCGGAGUGUUCGGUUAGCUGUGGUGACGGUGUCCGCUAUCGGACAGUGGAAUGUCUUGAAGUCAAUACAGGUCUACCACACAGAGGCUGUGACCAGACCAUUAAGCCUAGCGUACGCGAGACAUGCCGUCUGGCAGACUGCAGUGGUAACAGUGCAUCGUUUUCUUACAGCUGCGAUGGGAACACGCAGAGCGAUACUUGGUGUCAUCUAGUGAAAGUAAUGGGCAACUGUCAUAAGGACAUAUACAGAGACAUGUGCUGUGCUACGUGUAUCACUCAACCCGCUGGUCCCGCACCAAACCCCUAACAUGAAAUAUAAUGUCAGGAGUAACUGACAUCAACUGGUAGCCGGCUUGUGUUCCAUGCAUGCUGCCUGUGAGCUACGACAGGUUCUAUAGGUUACCAACUCCCGACAGAUUGGUGACAUCAGCAUGCCAAUCGUGUGCAAGUCUACACUAUCAACAUUACAAGGAUAUCCUAAAUGCAUCACAAAAAUCGUUUGUCAAAAUAAGUGACAGAUACCCAGCAGUGCUUUUCCAAGAACGCAUUAAUAUAAUUAUCCAAAGCAAGAAUGAAUAAGUGUAACAAAUUAAUGUUUACUAAAUAAAUACUACCAUUAAUAUAAAGUGAGGAGACUGUGUGCUAAUCAUGGGUUUGGUGAGUGAAUGCUGGAGAAAAAUCUCUAUUCAUUAAUUUGAGAUGAUUUUGUCGUGAUACUGAGGUACUUAUUGACAUUGGACCGAAUUGCCUAUUGUCGACCGUCCUAUUUAAAGUCAAAACAAAUUGACCCUGACAAAUGGAAAUAUAAAAGCAUAUUGAUCUUAGUGGCCGCGUAUACGCUGAAAUGCUAAAAUGCUUUUAUUUAUGAACUUAUGAAAAACUAUAUGUUUGUACAUUUUAAACCUGUAAAAUGCAGAAAGUGGUUUGUAAAGUGUAAAAACAAAACAUUGUACGUACACAAAUUUAUUUAACUGAUUGUUUGCAGAAAGUGAAUGAUACUCCCUGCAUAGCAGUCAUUAAUGCAUUUACAGUAUUCUUAUUAUUCGCUCUGCUGGUAUUUAAGUAACUUGUUGAUAAAAUGCCGAUGAAUGUGCUACUUUCUACAGUCGGCCAGGAAACGAACUCACUGCGACCAAAGUUCAGAGAAUGGGAUCUGAAAUCAUUGCUUUGUGGACUGGGUGGAUUGGAUAUGGAUGGGAUACUCUAAAUCUCUAAAAUGCCUCUUUUAAGAACCCUUUAGUGACGAUAUUGAGCAUGAGAAUCGCUUAUAGAAUACGUUAACGAUUAUUGCAUGAAUUUCAUGCUUAAAUGUGCGUAGACCUGUAAGCUUUAUAUCAUCGCAUUUACAUCACUCUGUGCUUUUAUGGAAGCAUUUAUACGCAGAUAGCCUGCUUUAUCAUUGGUCCGGAAUAACAAUUAGUGACAUGUCCAGUUUAAUAUUGGGAUAUAACUGACACUCAGACCGUUACUAGUUUUUUGCGAUGUCUUCCUCUUUUUCUGCUAAUGAUUCAUUUUCGAUGUUUGCCGUCAUUGCUUCGUUAUAUUCAAAAUGCAGUUUUCAAAGAGCCUUUCAUUGUUUAUUGUUGUUUUUACAGUACAACACUGUUUUCGAGUAUUGUUUCUUUCAUCACUUUCACGUUGGUUGUCAACCAUUUUCGAUAUCUGCGCCAUUGUGUUGCUGUGAAGCAUUACGAAUAACAAUAAUAUUUAAACAAAUAUCAAAAUGUGUUCCCAUUAUCAUUUCAGAUCAGAGAAAAACAGCACAUAUCUCUUGUAUCAUUUAUUUAACCUUUUGUGCUAUCUUCUGUCACCACUUCAUCGUGUAUUAAAAGUGGCCAAUCUCAUUUUUGAUAUUUUCAAAAUUUACUCAUCAAUGGUAUUUGACCGAGCUAAAAAGAGUCCCCGCAUAGAGGGACAAACUCACAUUGGUGUCAAGCAUUAAUUUUGUCAAGCAUUAAUUUUUUCUUCACCACUCACGCGAUUUCUAAUAAGGAGCAGUCUUCUUAGGGGGCAAUAGAUCCUUCAUAGUUAUUUUCUUAAAAUCAUAAAUGAGGUUGAAAAUAUACCCCGACCCAUACAACUCAUUGAUAUCCAGAAGUCACGUGAGAUAGAAGUUUAACAGCUAGCCGCAUGCCUAUGCAAAUUACACCUGCGUUUUCUGACCAAUGGGACUACCGUUCAUGCUCCCGCACAAUAAAUUAAGUUUGCACGUGCCUGUAAUAUGCGCGUGGUAUGUUAUUUGUUAUGCAAAUAAACCGCCAGCAAAAAGCUUUUCUUCA